Molecule: messenger RNA, 3198 nt
Organism: Scomber scombrus (Atlantic mackerel)
Lineage: Eukaryota; Metazoa; Chordata; Actinopteri; Scombriformes; Scombridae
Product: glutamate receptor 3-like
Exons: 17
Coding region: 34-2835 (933 amino acids)
Biological process (GO): synaptic transmission, glutamatergic; monoatomic ion transport; modulation of chemical synaptic transmission
Cellular component (GO): postsynaptic membrane; dendritic spine; AMPA glutamate receptor complex
Molecular function (GO): transmitter-gated monoatomic ion channel activity involved in regulation of postsynaptic membrane potential; AMPA glutamate receptor activity
Source: RefSeq, a predicted model, not a curated record
CUUAGACAGACCCCUUUAAGGAGUUGAACAGAUAUGUCGGAGAAAAUGGCACAACGCGUGGUUUUGUUUCUACUGUGGCUCUUUGGAAGAUCAUCCGCAGGAUUUCCAAAUCAGAUCAAUAUCGGGGGACUGUUCAUGCGUUCCACGGUGCAGGAGCACAGCGCGUUCAGGUUUGCUGUCCAACUCUACAACACCAACCAAAACACCACUGAAAAGCCUUUCCACCUCAACUACAAUGUCGACAACCUCGAGUCGUCCAACAGCUUUUCAGUCACUCAUGCGUUUUGUUCCCAGUUCUCCCGCGGAGUGUACGCCAUCUUCGGAUUCUAUGACAAGAAGUCCAUGAACACCUUGACCUCGUUCUGCGGCGCUCUGCACACCUCCUUCGUCACACCCAGUUACCCCACGGAUAAUGAGGUGCAGUUUGUCAUCCAGAUGCGCCCAGCCCUCCGGGGUGCUGUCCUCAGCCUGCUCUCUCACUACAAGUGGCAGAAGUUUGUCUACCUCUACGACACAGACCGAGGUUUCUCUAUACUGCAGGCCAUCAUGGAGGCAGCUGUAGCUAACAACUGGCAGGUGACCGCUCGCUCUGUUAGCAGCACAACAGAUGCGGCAGAGUUCAAGCGCAUCAUCGAGGAGAUGGACAGGAGGCAGGAGAAGCGUUAUGUGAUUGACUGCGAGGUGGACAGGAUCAACACCAUAUUAGAACAGGUUGUGACCCUGGGGAAGAACAGUCGUGGUUACCACUACAUUCUGGCCAAUCUUGGAUUUUCUAAUGUGAGCUUGGACAAAGUCUUCGCCGGUGGAGCCAACAUUUCAGGGUUUCAGAUAGUCAACCCUGAGAACCCGAUUGUGCAGCAGUUUAUGCAGCGCUGGGAGCGGCUAGAUGAAAGAGAAUUCCCAGAAGCCCGAAACACUCCGCUGAAGUACACUUCAGCUCUAACCCAUGAUGCCAUCCUGGUGAUAGCAGAGGCCUUCAGGUACCUGCGGCGCCAACGAGUGGAUGUUUCUCGCCGGGGCAGCGCUGGAGACUGUCUAGCCAAUCCUGCUGUACCUUGGAGCCAAGGCAUCGACAUCGAGAGAGCUCUCAAAACGGUCCAAGUGCAUGGUAUGACUGGGAACAUCCAGUUUGACAACUAUGGCCGCAGGACCAACUACACCAUAGAUUGUUAUGAGAUGAAAACAGGUGGGCCAAGGAAGAUUGGGUACUGGAACGAGUACACGCGAUUUGUAAAUAUUAUGGACCCGCAGGUCACCAACGACUCCUCAGUGGAAAACCGAACGAUUGUGGUCACUACUAUUAUGGAAGCUCCUUAUGUGAUGUACAAGAAAAAUUAUAUGCAUCUGGAGGGGAAUGACAGAUAUGAAGGCUACUGCGUCGAUUUAGCAUCUGAGAUUGCCAAACAUGUUGGAAUUAAGUACAAACUGUCUAUAGUAAUGGAUGGGAAGUACGGAGCCCGAGACCCCGAGACCAAGACGUGGAACGGGAUGGUGGGUGAACUGGUCUAUGGGAGAGCAGAUAUAGCUGUUGCACCUCUCACCAUUACUCUGGUUCGAGAGGAGGUGAUAGACUUUUCCAAGCCAUUUAUGAGCUUGGGCAUCUCCAUUAUGAUAAAGAAGCCCCAAAAGUCCAAGCCUGGCGUUUUCUCCUUCCUGGACCCACUGGCCUAUGAGAUCUGGAUGUGUAUAGUGUUUGCCUAUAUUGGGGUGAGCGUGGUUCUGUUCCUGGUCAGUCGGUUCAGUCCUUAUGAGUGGAAUCUUGACGAACAGGAUGAGACCAAAGACCCACAGACACCACCUGAUCCUCCCAAUGACUUUGGCAUCUUCAAUUCGCUCUGGUUCUCUCUGGGCGCCUUCAUGCAGCAGGGCUGUGACAUCUCUCCCAGGUCUCUGUCAGGCCGUAUCGUUGGUGGUGUGUGGUGGUUCUUCACCCUCAUCAUCAUCUCCUCCUACACAGCCAACCUGGCUGCCUUCUUAACAGUGGAGAGGAUGGUCUCUCCUAUAGAAAGUGCUGAAGAUCUGGCCAAGCAGACAGAGAUAGCAUAUGGCACUCUGGACUCAGGCUCCACAAAGGAGUUUUUUAGGCGAUCCAAAAUAGCAGUGUAUGAGAAGAUGUGGUCAUACAUGAAAUCUGCUGAGCCCUCAGUGUUUGUUAAGACCACACCCGAUGGCGUAGCCCGGGUACGAAAGUCAAAGGGCAAGUUCGCCUUUCUCCUUGAGUCCACCAUGAACGAGUAUAUCGAGCAGCGGAAGCCAUGCGACACCAUGAAAGUUGGAGGGAACCUCGACUCGAAAGGCUAUGGUGUGGCGACGCCGAAAGGCUCAGCAUUAAGAAAUGCUGUUAACCUGGCAGUUUUAAAACUGAAUGAGCAAGGCCUCUUGGACAAAUUGAAAAACAAAUGGUGGUACGACAAGGGAGAGUGCGGCAGCGGGGGAGGUGACUCCAAGGUCAGCCUCGAUGUCACCACAAUCGGAACUCCUGUAAACCUUGCAGUAUUGAAACUCAGUGAACAAGGCAUCUUAGACAAGCUGAAAAACAAAUGGUGGUACGAUAAGGGUGAAUGUGGAACCAAGGACUCUGGAAGUAAGGACAAGACAAGUGCUCUCAGCCUAAGCAAUGUGGCUGGUGUCUUCUAUAUUCUGGUUGGAGGGCUGGGGCUGGCCAUGAUGGUGGCUCUGAUAGAGUUCUGUUAUAAAUCAAGACAAGAAACCAAACGGCUGAAAUUGGCCAAGAAUGCCCAGAAUUUUAAGCCGGCUCCCCCGACCAACACCCAGAACUUUGCCACAUACAGAGAAGGCUACAACGUAUACGGAACCGAGAGCGUUAAGAUCUAGAGGUUUAGGAAACAUUUCCAUUGUCCCUUACAACUGUGACUAAACAUAUAUAAAAGGACUGGAUCACGGGGAUUGAGCAUCGAGCCAAAUCCUCUCGGGCGGAUACGGAAUGAUAAUCUGCAAUGACGACACGACUGGACUGGUCAUGGGAAGAGCCAAUGCAGUUCCCUCCCUUUAGUGCCUUAUGGAACUCUGAGUCCAAUCAAUGCAACUCACUCACAAUGAUAUUGCUUUUUGCUUGAAACUCAUAUAAAACAGAAGACUGGUGCAGUGAUAUAUAUAUGUAUAUAUAUAUAUAUAUAUAUAUAUAUAUAUACAUAUGAAUAUAUAUAUAAAUAUAUAUAGUACAUUUGACAUGUUACA